This is a messenger RNA of Wasmannia auropunctata (little fire ant), 507 nucleotides long. RefSeq lists its product as uncharacterized. NCBI's taxonomy places the organism in Eukaryota, Metazoa, Arthropoda, Insecta, Hymenoptera, Formicidae. Bases 1 to 432 code for a protein of 143 amino acids. The transcript is spliced from 3 exons. The record is from RefSeq and is a predicted model, not a curated record.
AUGGGUGCGAGUAUGCAGCUGUCGGUGGAGCCGCGUCAUCAGCUGCGUGAUUGGGAUCAAGCCGAGCGCGAGGAAUCUUCGUGCCUCUCAAUAAUAACAACAUCAACAAUAACAAGCAACAAAGAGUUGUACUACAACCUGCUUCAACGGAAAGUGGACAUACGUGCGCCGACACAAUUGCAGCCCGCAUACGUAGUCGACAUCGUAGGUCGCAGGCUCUCGUCAAGGUCGCUGUUAUGGAUAAAGACGGACCAUCAAUGGCAUCCAAAAAAUAUCAGAGAGUGUUUUGCCGAGAUCCUUAACGCCCUCGCGUUCAUGCUUCGCCAAAUCUAUAUCCGAUGCCAGAUUGUACUCUUUCACGAACACCGGUCUCCAGAGGGAACAGAUGAACCGAUCCGCUUGCAGGUAGCUCGUACGCAACGCAGCAGGUGAGCAUCGUGCAGCGAUCCUGCGCGCGAAAUCGCGUGUGUAACUCCCGUACGAAGCACUUAUGAACAUUUUUCACUU